AUGUCAUCUCCUUAUUAUGGUAUGAUUGAUCAGGUUCAUGUGAUGCUGGUGGAUAAUGACAAAGAGUUUGCCAAAAAGAUGACUGCUUUGUUAACGUCUUAUGAAUAUAAAGUUGUAUGUGAUGAACUCAAUGAGCUGGUAGCAAAAAAGACUUUGGAUGGAGGAGCCUAUCUUUUCCUUAAAAAGCCAUUUGAUGAAGAAAUUUUGAAAUACUUAUGGCAAAUUGUAUUGAAGAGACACAUGCAACGAGGAAAAGCAAGAGAAGGAUCAGAAAAAAAUAGAGAUCAAAUAAAUGUUGUUAAGCGAAGGUAUCCAACUAAAUGGACUGAUGAUCUUCAUGCCAAAUUCAUGAAAGUUGUACAACAACUUGGAGAAGGAAGAUGUUACCCCAAGAAGAUUUUUGAGCUAAUGCAAGUGCCUGGUCUUACAAAAAUUCAAAUUGGUAGCCAUCUACAGAAAUGUCGUCGCAAUAAUUGGAGAUCACCAAAAGAGCAAAGAUAUGUUUGUCUCCCAUCAGGACAGGGAUCCUCAAAUGAUUCUCAUGAACCAAGAAGUAACUUUCCAAAAUAUGGGGCAAUGCCUCGACUUCAAACAAAUGUACUGAAUUUGCAAUGUAACCCAGACGAAAUCCAAAAAGGACCAGAGUUUUCAUUUUCAACUCCCAAUACCAACAAUAGUUUUGCUAGAAGAGAGAAUUCAAUUCAACAACAAUUCAAUCUCCCACAACUUCAGGUUCAACCCCACUCUUUCAAUAUUGAUAAUCCAUUCAAUGACUCAUUUUUGUUGGACCAAAAUAAUGUUGGUGGUGGGCUACAACAUGAAACAUUAUUUGGAAUCUCGAGUUCACAAGAAUUACAAGGCUCAAUUAAUGGGAACACUAAUUAUAGGCCUGGCCUGAUGUUUAACAGUGGGGAUCAUGAUCAUGCUCAAUGUGCUUACAACUUGAAUCUCAAUGCGACCUAUGGGGCAACAUAUUCAAGUAGAAGAAUAGUGUCUGAUAUAGACAUUGAAAAUGUGUCAAUUAAUCAAUACAAUUUGAAUGUGAAUGCAGACAAUGUGACAAUAUGUUCAGAUAAAACAAUGAUGUCUAAUACUUAUGUUGGAAAUGCGGCUAUUAAUGGAUUAAGAGCAACAAAUACAAAUGUUCAACAAUAUAUUGGUGAGCCAAAUAUAUCUGAUCCAGGCAAUAUUAUUGCGACAUUAUAUGAGAGUGACAUUGAAGGGCGUGAUCCAAAUGAGAAGGAAGAUUGUGAGGCAUAUUACAAUAAUAUGGAGUAUCUCCUAUAA
Messenger RNA from Solanum verrucosum, 1287 nucleotides. RefSeq lists its product as uncharacterized. The transcript has 4 exons. Bases 1 to 1287 code for a protein of 428 amino acids. Gene Ontology annotation, molecular function: DNA-binding transcription factor activity; DNA binding. Gene Ontology annotation, cellular component: nucleus. Gene Ontology annotation, biological process: regulation of DNA-templated transcription. The record is from RefSeq and is a predicted model, not a curated record. NCBI's taxonomy places the organism in Eukaryota, Viridiplantae, Streptophyta, Magnoliopsida, Solanales, Solanaceae.